Molecule: messenger RNA, 3161 nt
Organism: Lingula anatina
Lineage: Eukaryota; Metazoa; Brachiopoda; Lingulata; Lingulida; Lingulidae
Product: translation initiation factor IF-2, mitochondrial
Biological process (GO): translational initiation
Cellular component (GO): cytoplasm
Molecular function (GO): translation initiation factor activity; GTPase activity; GTP binding
Source: RefSeq, a predicted model, not a curated record
GAAUCUUGAAAAUAACGAAUUUUUCUCCUCAGACUCGGAAUGACAGCUGCUUGCAUAACGCACGUAGGCCCAUGAAGCUGCAACAUCGUUAACAACAUACUCAAACUGGAGUUGCUUUUACCACAUAAUUCCUAGUAGCUCAUUAGGUUUCAGACCAUAUCAUUUGAUUUAUCAGGGCGAGUGUUAGAUCGAGAUUCAUGUGUUAGCACUCCUAUCAAUUUUUGACAUGUAAGCUGUGCUAACACAUGAAAAUAAAGUCCUCAAAAGUGUAAAAUGACGACCAAUUUGCAUAUCCACCAUGAUGCAAGAGCUCUCAACUUUACUUCUCAACUGGCACACUCCUGUAAAGCCAACCAGUUUUCCAGUCGACAGAGCCACGAGUAAGAUCCAGUUUUGAAUGCAGGAGAGAUUUUAAUGGCCAAUAUGAAGAAGCUGUGGAGUCUUAACAGAAAGAAUUUACUCGGACUUGUUGGACAAAGGAGUGGUUGUAAUAUGUCACCAUGUAGAGACCUGUUCCAAAACCAUAGUAUUUUUGAAUUGGCUCCUUUAUCAAGUUUAAGGGCUCUUAGCACGUGCACAUUUUGCUUGUCAAAUGGGAACUACCCUCCCAAAUCCUAUUCUGUCGUGCCAAAUGUAUGCACUGGAAAAACACCAAGAAGAGAGCUAUCAACAAAAUCAUAUAAUUUUAAAAAGGGGACGAAGAAGAACAAUUACUCAGCUUUAAAUAACUUAGAAGGUGAACAAUUUGAAAAGGCAAAAAGAAAUAUUCUUAAGUGGAGAAAAAGUAAGUUUGAAGACGGGCAACCUUCAGAAUCCAUGCAUUGGAAGAAGGCACGAGGGUCUAAUGACAUAACUAAGAAGAAUAUGGAGGCACAGCCCAAACCAGAAUUUAAGGAGCCAGUUCAAAUUCAAACUGUAACAGUUGCUAGUGACGGGAGAAUGACAUUGCAUGAUAUAUGUGAAGCAACUCAGAUGAAAUUAGCUUCAGUUAAGAAUGCACUCAAAGCAAUAAAACAUCAGAAAAAGAAGCAUUUCAAUUGUGAUGCAGAUCACAUGGUUGAAUCUAUCGAGGAUUUGAAAAAGAUAAUUGAGCACUUAGGCUUCAAAGCAGUCACCCCACAGGAUAAAGGUAUAAACAGGAGACCCCCUCCAGACCCUGCUGUUCUGGUCAAGCGAGCACCUGUGGUCACCAUAAUGGGACAUGUGGAUCAUGGAAAGACCACUCUUCUAGAUGCUUUAAGAAAUACUAAUGUUGUAGCUCAGGAGUUUGGAGGAAUAACACAGCAUAUUGGUGCUUUUCAAGUAACUGUUUCGUCUGGUGAUGUUAUCACUUUUCUUGACACUCCUGGACAUGCAGCAUUUGCAAAAAUGCGUGCACGUGGAGCCAUGGUGACUGAUAUUGUUGUUCUGGUUGUGGCUGCUGAAGAUGGAGUCAUGGAACAAACCAUAGAGUCCAUUAUGUAUGCUAAGGAGGCUAAAGUUCCGAUCAUUGUUGCUAUAAACAAAAUUGACAAGCCAUCAGCAGAUGUGGAAGCAACAAAAAACAUGCUUUCAGAACAUGGUUUAGUGUCAGAAGAAUUUAAGGGAGAUACACAGUUUGUACCUAUCUCAGCACUUAAGAAAAUAAAUCUGGACAAAUUGCAAGAAGCUAUCCUGGUCGAGUCCGAGAUUAUGGAAUUGAAAGGUGACCCCACGGGCCUAGUAGAGGGGAUAGUAAUUGAGUCUAAUGUGGAUCCUCAGAGGGGCAAAAUUGCUACUGUGCUUAUUCAAAGAGGGGUGUUGAAACCAGGGGGGUAUCUGGUGGCAGGAAAGUGUUGGGGGAAGGUGCGUUACAUGUUAGAUCACAGACAGCAGCCCAUCAGAGAGACAUCCUUGUCGAUGCCUGUCCAGGUGGUGGGAUGGAAGGAGCUGCCUGAAGCUGGGGCAGAGGUCAUUGGAACCAACUCAGAGAAAGAAGCACUAAGCAUAGUGGAAUGGAAUCAAGAACAUUUGAGUAAGGAUGAAACUCUCCAAAUGCAUCGAGACCUUAACUUGAAAAGACAGGAACACAGAGAUAGCCAUAGUGUAAAGCUGCAGAAACGUCUUGAGAUGGGAAGAUAUACAUAUGGACUUGUCCAUAAUUUGGAAGAAUUUGCACACUUAAAAAAGAAACAAUCUUAUUGGAUAGACAGCGGUCCAAGCUUAAACCUUGUUGUCAAAGGAGAUGUUGCUGGUUCUGUGGAGACUCUUCUGUCCUCUUUUGGUGGAUAUCAGCUAGAACACCUCUGUCCCAUCAAGAUAAUUCACUCUGGUGUUGGUGAUAUCACCCUGAGAGACUUGGAAAUGGCAGAGACAUUCAAUGGGGUAGUAUUUGGGUUCCAAGUGACGGCACCAGUUGAAAUUGUAGACUUGGCAGAGAAGAAAGAAAUUCCACUUAAAUUGCACCAAGUGAUCUACCAUCUAUUUGACGAUCUUAAAGAUGAGAUUGUGAAGAAGAUUCCAUUAGUCAAUGAAGAUAAAAUAAUCGGCAAAGCAGAAGUGAUGAAGAUGUUCAAGGCAGCAAUUGGCAAGCACCAUUCCCUGGCAGCAGGAUGCUACUGCUCAGAGGGCAUUUUGGAUUCUAAGAAACAUUUUCAGUUAAUAAGAGAAGAUGAGGUUGUACAUGAAGGGCAAAUUAGCAAUUUGAGGCACUUCCAGUCCAAAGUACAGACAAUAAAACAAGGCAUGGAAUGUGGUCUAACCUUUGACGAUCCAAAGGUUCAAGUAAACAAAGGGGACAUUAUAGUCUGUUUUGAAAGACAACAGAAACGGGUUGGCAAAGAUGAUCUAGAUUUUGGUUUUUGAUUAUUUUGAAAUUAUGUUGUUAUAAAAUUCUUAGGGGGGGGGGGCUGCUUUAAGUACACUUUGAUUUGAAACAUUUAUGAGAAAAAAGACAGCAGUGUCCAACUGGUAAGCAGAUUAUUGUAGUGAUUUUGCUGCACCAUUCUGUGCUCUCUUAAAAUGCAGGCGCUCAGUAUCAGUAUCUUAACAAGGAGCUCAUCUCCUGAAAGACUUAUUAACUAUCAUGUUAUGUUUAUGAUGUUUCAAGAAAUACUGGUUAAUGAUCACUGUAUUUCCUUUUGUUAAUUAUUGUCCAAGUAACUUGGAAGAGGUUCAUUUGCAACUGUAAUAAAACUAUUUAU